AUGGUUCCGAUCGUUGCACUGAUGUUGUUCAGUCUGCCUGUUGAGGCUACAACCCAGCGCAUUAAAGACCUGGCUGAUGUUUCUGGUGUUCGUGCUAACCAGCUUGUUGGCUAUGGGUUGGUCGUAGGCCUGGAUGGCAGUGGAGAUCAAACCAGUCAGACGCCAUUUACCGUGCAGACAUUUAAGAACAUGUUGCAGCAACUGGGUAUUCAAUUACCUCCGGGUUCGAAUUUUCAAUUAAAGAACGUGGCUGCUGUUGCCGUACAUGCGGAACUAUCGCCUUUUGCAAAACCAGGACAGACCCUUGAUGUCACUGUCUCCUCUGUUGGUAAUGCAAAGAGUUUGCGCGGUGGUACGUUGUUGGUGACGCCGUUAAAAGGCUUGAACAAGACAGUUUACGCGGUGGCUCAAGGCAGUCUCGUUGUUGGCGGCUUUGGUGCCCAGGGUAACGAUGGUUCGUCAGUAACCGUAAACGUACCCAGUGUGGGUCGCAUUCCCGGUGGUGCUCUGAUUGAGCGUCCAGCGCCAGACGGUUUCAGCGGCGCUGAAAAUAUCGUGUUUAAUCUGCAUCGCGCCGAUUUUACAACCGCGCGUAGAGUGGCAGAGAAGAUCAACGAUACUUUCGGGCCCGAAGUUGCACAAACUAUUGAUGCGGCGUCCAUUAAGGUGCGUUCACCCAAGAAUUCCACCCAACGGGUGUCGUUCCUGUCAGUUCUUGAAAACCUGGAAGUAGAGCCGGACGCCACCUCUGCCAAAGUGGUGAUCAAUUCCCGCACCGGAACCAUCGUUAUUGGACAGAAGGUCGUGGUUGCGCCUGCUGCGGUUACCCACGGCUCUCUAAGCGUGACGAUUGCCGAAGAUAAUGAGGUUUAUCAACCCAAUGCCUUUGCCGGUGGUCAAACCGUAGUGGUUCCGGAUUCAGAAGUUGAAAUUGUCGAAGACAAAAACCGGAUGUUCUAUUUCGCACCUGGCGUCAAUCUGCAGGACAUUGUCAGUGCAGUUAACCAGGUAGGUGCUGCGCCAGGUGACCUGAUGGCUAUUCUCGAAGCGUUGCGCCAGGCGGGUGCACUGCGUGCUGAGCUCGUGGAUGACCCCGCUGCGCUGCAGAAAGCUGCUGAGCACUUCGAGAGUCUGUUCAUUGAUAUGUGGUUGAAAAGCGCGCGCGAGGCCAAUCAGGUCUUCGGCAAAGAUAAUUUCAUGAACAGUAACGAGAUGACUGCCCAUCAGGAGAUGCUUGAUCACGAGAUGGCAUCCCACCUGUCGAAGCAGGGUGGUAUUGGGCUCGCCCCCAUUAUUGUUGCGCAACUCAGCGGACAGCCGAUGCCGAUGAACCCCCAGGACAGUACACCUGCAGCACCUGUUACGCCGGUCGCGGCGCAAUCAGAUCAACCUCAAAAAGCCGGUAGAAAAUCGGCUUUUACCACCCCCGAAGAGUUUGUACAGAAACUGAAACCCAUUGUAGAAAGCGUUCUGGCGGGUAGUGGCCUGCCUGUCGACGCCGUGCUUGGUCAGGCCGCUUUGGAGACAGGCUGGGGACGACAGGUCAUUGCAGAUACCAAAGGACAGUUGAGCCACAAUUUAUUUGGUAUUAAGGAUCACACUAAAGGCGAAGACAGCGUUGCAAUCCACAGCAGGGAGUUUGAGCAUGGGCGCUGGGUAAAUAAACAGGACAAUUUUCGAGCGUACCCGGAUUGGGCUGCGAGCGUUAAAGACUAUGUGUCCACAAUUACCCAAUCACCGCGCUAUGCCCACCUGGUAGAGAAGGUAGAGGACGCGAUGGCGUCGGUAAUGGCCUCGUUGUUUGAUAUCGGCAUCAAUGGUCUGCGUGCACAGCAGGCGGCUCUCAAUGUGGUCGGUCAGAACAUUACCAAUGCCUCAACGCCAGGCUAUACCCGGCAGCGUGCUGAUCUUGUCACCCAGAGUGGCAGCCUAUCGGGUCUGAACGCUGGGGCAGGCGCUAGACUUGAUCAGAUUGUUCGAGUCGCAGAUACCUUUGUAGAUCAACAGAUUCGUACUGAUUCAGCGCUGAAAAGUGAAAUGGAAAGCUAUGCGCAAUUUGUGGGGCAACUCGAAACCACCCUAUUUGAUGGCGAUUUUGGCGUUGAUUCGGCCAUACGCGAGUUCUUCGAUGCGGUUCAGGAUUCCGCCAAUGAACCAUCUGAUCUUGCCAUCAGACAGUUUGUUAUCAGCAACGCUGACGCGCUUGCCAGCCGUUUCCAGGGCGUAACUGAUCGAGCCUGGUUGCAGGCCAGAGACGUCAGCGGUUCACUUGAAUCGAAUACCAAUCAGGUCAAUGAGCUAACCCAAUUGAUCGUACAGGUGAACGAUAGAAUAUCGGCACUGCAAAGUGGACCGGCGUCGGGUGGCUCAAACGCACUGUUAGAUCGGCGCGAAAAUCUGCUCAAGGACCUCUCGAAAUUGGUUUCAGUGAGCACGGUCGAGCAAGAUGAUGGGCAGAUAAAUGUUUUCGUUGGCAAAGGCCAGCCGCUGAUCCUUGGAUCUGAAGCUGCUGAAAUGGGCGUGUCCAGCGCUGGGGAAAUCACUUUACGUCCAGUAGGGUCGCAAGUUACCCAGAACGUUACAGCUUCGAUAAACGGUGGAGAAAUUGGCGGCAUCCUGAAGUAUCGAGAGGAAGUGCUGUGGCCGACUCAGAAUGAGCUUGGACGCCUGGCAGCUGCUAUUUCGAGAUCUUUCAACGAUCAGCAUGCCGCAGGUAUAGAUCUGGAUGGUCAGUUUGGUCAGCAGUUCUUUCGCGACGUUAAUGAUCCCGCUCUUGUAUCCCAACGUGUUUCCUAUCUGGGUAAUUCAGGGGCGCUUGGGCCAACUGCAAACCCAGGUCGGAUCAGUGUGUAUAUAGAAGAUCCUUUUGGCAGUGUGGCAUCAGACUACGAAGUUCGCUUUUCAGAAACGAGUGAUGGCGCGUAUACCAUCACCAGGCGCUCUGAUGGCGAAGUUGUGCAGCGGGGUACACCAUUUGUUACCCCUCACAGCGUUGAGUUUGAUGGUCUACGGGUAGAGUUUACAGCCGGAGACUUUCGUCCCGGUGAUGCAAUGCUGUUGCGGCCUUAUGCAGAUUUUGGCAGUCAGCUGGAGGUUGUCUUAGAUGACCCCAAAGCCCUUGCGUUAGGCUCACCGGUACAGUUAGCGGAAGACCCUACAAAUGGCGGGAGCGGGUUUGUCAGUGUUGCAGGUAUCACAGAUCCUGCUCAUCCCAUAUUCUCCAACGACGGCGAGAUGGUCCCGCCGCUGCUCAUUGAUUUUCUGUCCGACACCCAAUAUCGGGUGCUGGAUAAUUCCGAUCCCGGCAAUCCUGUGCCGCUGCAGCCUGAUCUGGGUAUUCUUCAGUUCGUUCCAGGUGGCCAGAAUCAGCUUCUGCCAGUAGAUCCAGGUACUACUGUGGUGCAGAUGUCCGGCCCUAACGUUUCAUCACUUCCGGCAGUGGCUGAACUGGUAACUAAUCUCGAUGCCGCUGGGAAUAACUACCCCGGGGGGCUGAUUACGAUUUCUGGUGAAGGAGAUCGGCUGUCCAAUUUGCCGGUGAAUGCGGGUGCAAGCGCUGCUGAGAUUGCAGCGCAACUCAAUGGUGUACCCGGCGUUUAUGCCUCCGCUCAGACAGAACUCACGCUCAGUCAGUUGGUGAAUUUUGACUCCGGGGUGCCCGUCGAGAUAGCGGUUAACGGGAUCAGUUUUACGGGUUUUGAAAGCCUUGCUGACCUGGCGGAUCAGAUGGCAAGCGAUGUAUCGCUGCAGUCAGCGGGCAUCAUGGCAAAAUCUGACGGGCAAACACUCACGCUGACUGACACCCGGGGAGCGGAUCUAUCGGUUCAUUUUCAGGGUGACCCUAACGAAUCAGUGCUGGUGACAAACAGUAAAGAUGACACUGUUGCACUUUCAGGUAGCGUUUCAGGCACUUAUAGAUCUGUGACCGUUGGCGGUCAGGUAACGGCAUUGCUCGACCCGGGAGUGACCAUGUCGACGCAGUUUGCUGGCCUGUUUGCCGCAAACCCCGUGCAGCAGCGUGCUGAUCUGGGUUUUGAUCUUGUUUUAACCGGUACUGUUGAAGCAGGUGAUCGAUUCUAUGCUGACUUCAACAACGGUGGACUCGGUGAUAAUCGUAAUGCUCUGGCGCUGGCCGGCCUGAGCGAUCGCAAUCUGGUGGGUGAUCCGGGCAGGUCAUUCGGUGGUGCUUUUGCCUCUGUGGUCCAGAAGGUUGGUAUCGCUUCGAACCAGGCAAGUAUUAACAGAGACGCAGCCACGGCUUUAUUGUCCCAAUCUGAAGCUUUUCGUGAGUCUGUGUCUGGUGUAAAUCUGGAUGAAGAGGCGGCCAACCUGUUGCGUUAUGAGCAGGCCUAUAACGCGUCAUCGCAGAUCAUUUCGGCUUCCGAACAACUGCAGACAUUGGGUGCCCAGACAGCGCUGACACAGCAGCAGAUCGGUGAAGGUAAAAAGCUGGUGCGACCAGGGGAUGAUCCUGUUGGUGCAGCCCGUGUGAUCGGCAUCAAGCAGGAGCUGGGUGCCAGGGAUCAAUUUGUGCGCAAUACUGACGCCGCCGACGUUCAGCUGUCACUGGAAGAAUCUACCCUUGCUCAAGUCACUGAGCUGAUCCAGCGGGUUCAGGAGUUAACACUACAAGCAGGCUCAGGUGUACAAACCCAACAGGACCGCGCUUACAUUGCUGCUGAAAUCAGUGCGCGAUUUGAUGAGCUGAUGUCUCUGGCAAACUCUCGGAACUCCAGCGGUCAGUAUCUCUUCAGCGGGUUUAAAGGUGCGGUAGAGCCUUUCUCGUCCAAUGGCAACGAAGUGGUUUAUCAGGGUGAUGCUGGACAGCGUAAGGUGCAGAUUGAUCGUGGUCAGUUUGUCGCGAUCAACGACUCAGGCGAAAAGCUCUUCAUGCAGGUGCCGAUCGAUGCGGUUGGCGCUGGCGUCGCCAGCGUGUCCAGUGAAACAGCGGGUAUCAGUGACGUAAGGAUUGUGGACCGUAGCCUCGCGGAGACGCUGUUUCCUGACAAAGUCGUGAUUGAGUUUAAUUCCCCUGCAGAUGCGGGUGGGGUAGCCAACUACACCGUUAAAAGACAGAGUGACCAGCGCCCAUUAGAAGGUCUGGUCAAUAUACCAUUUGAUGCCAGUGUUGAGCUCUCUGUUUCGGGUGUAGCAUUUGCUAUUCAGGGAACGCCGGUAGAAGGUGAUCAGUUCAUUAUUGAGACAACCCGUCAGCAAAGUCUUUUCCAAACGGUUAAAGGCAUAGCUGACGGGUUGGUAGAAGUAGAUGCAGCGACCGAUCCGGAAGCGUUUCGAAAUCUCAUAGAUACGACAAUUGCCGGUUUAGAGGGUGCGACAGAUGUGAUGCUCGAGGCGCGGGCAGAUAUCGGCGCACGAUUCAAUUCGCUAACGGCCGCUAAAAAUCUGCAUGAAGAUGUUUCUUUGCAGCUUCAAACAGUACGAUCUUCCAUUGAAGAUCUAGACUUUGCUAAAGCGAUCAGCGAUCUGGCCUAUCAGUCGUUUGUGUUGGAACCGCGUCAAAAUGUGAUCUACUUCGCUAAAGUUUCUCCAGGGUAUGUAAUUAAUACCAACCUCAGCUCCCUCACGGCGCAGCGAAACCUGGACAAUACGCAAUCGCAGGGCUUAUCUGCCUUGAACCGAUUGUCGUCUGGUCUACGUAUCAACAGCGCUAGAGACGAUGCUGCUGGCCUCGCAAUCAGUACCCGCUUCACAGCGCAGGUACGUGGUCUCGGUGUCGCCAUUCGAAAUGCCAAUGACGGUAUCUCGCUGGCGCAAACCGCUGAAGGUGCCCUUGGCGCCAUGACGGAAUCUUUACAGCGUCUACGUGAACUGGCACUGCAGUCGGCUAACGCCACAAACAGUGAUUCAGAUCGCCAGGCAUUGAAUGCAGAAGCCAGUCAGCUGAUUGCUGAACUGGGACGCGUCAGUGACCAGACCAACUUUAACGGCCGUAAACUGCUUGACGGUAGUUUUGAAUCAAGCGUUCAGAUUGGCACCAACGUAGGUGAAACUGUCGCUUUCUCAAUUGCUGAAGUCAGCACCUCCACCCUGGGUGGCGGUAUCGGCGCAGGCAUCAGUGCUGUUGGUAAUGCUAACGCAAUUGCCAAUGGUGACCUGUCUAUCAAUGGUGUAGCCAUUGGCCCAUCAUCUGCAUCUGACGACACUGCAUCUUCAGCGAAUGCUGAUGCGUCUGCUAUAUCGAAAGUAGCAACCAUCAACCGUGUAAGCUCUGAAACGGGUGUUCGCGCUGAAGUUAACGACAACGUCGCUGCGGGUGUCGCUAUAACUGCAGCUGCUGCAACGGGUUCAGUUGACAUCAACGGCGUUUCUAUCGCGUUAAGUACCACAGCAGACGGUGCAACCACGCGUUCCGCUGUUGUUACUGCAAUCAACUCUGCCAGUGACCAAACAGGUGUCACAGCGGUUGACUCUGGUUCAGAUAACGGUGGUGUAAACCUGGUGGCCGCUGAUGGUCGUAACAUCACGGUAGCAUUCACUACGGUAACUUCCGCCUCAACGGGUAUUGCUGCUGCAGGUACGUUUGAAGGUGGCUACACAUUGAUUUCUGAAGAUGGCACUGACAUCACAAUCAGUGGCGGCGACGGCUCUGCGACGGGUAACGUAGCUAAUGCGGGUCUUACAGCAGGCACCUUUGGUGGAACCACCGCAGGUGUAAGUAGUUCUGCGCAAGCGGGUGCUACGCUGAAUUCAUUGGUUGCUGGUGACCUGGUUAUUAACGGUGUAUCAGUGGGUGCCUCACAGGCAACCUCCGACACCGCGUCAAGCAGCGACAAUGCAGCCUCUGGUAUUGCAGUAGCUGCUGCUAUCAAUGCGGUCAGUGACCAGUCCGGUGUUUCCGCCACGGUUAACGAAACGGUACUGGUAGGUGGUACAUCGCAGACGACGACGGGCGCCGUCACGGGUGCAAUCACCGUAAACGGUGUAGCAACAACGGCUAUCACAACCACUACUGACGGUGAAACGAACCGUACACUCGCUAUUGAUGCCAUCAACGCAAUAUCUGGACGUACAGGUGUUGUGGCCAGUGAUAACGGUACAACGUUGACCCUGAGUGCCGCUGAUGGACGAAACAUCAGUGUGCAGGUGGCAUCUGCCGGUCUGGGAACAGAUGUCGGUUUGAACGAAAGUGUGGACGGUAUUGGCGCAGGUGAAGGUGUAACAAGCACCGUCACACUCAAUUCUGCCAGCAGCUUCGAAAUAAGCGGUGGCACUACCAAUGGUGACUCCGGUGUCACAGAUGUUGGUUUUGAGCAGGGUAACUUCGGUGGCGCAAGUGACGGUCAAUUCCUCACGGAAGUGGAUAUUUCAACUGUUGCAGGCGCUGAGAAAGCGUUGUCUGCACUCGAUAAUGCCCUCGAUGGUGUUAACCGUGAGCGAGCCAACCUGGGUGCUAUCCAGAACCGUCUGGACUCCACCAUUACCAGCCUGGCUAUCAACGUUGAGAACCUGACCGCUGCGCGAUCACGGAUUCUGGUAUUGCAGCAGGCCGGUGUGUCAAUUCUGGCGCAGGUUUCCGUAAUGAGCAACAUAUACACCGUAGAUAAUACGCGUGCUGUUGUGACGGAUAAAAUCGUUACUAACACUGGCGGAGGCAAAGGACCGGCAAAGUCAGAGUCAGAAGGCGGCAAGAAACUGCCGUCGACUGAGCGCUUGGAAGCACCUGAUACAUCGCAACAGAUGAUCAAAGUGACGGAACAGCGCGCCGCACGUGUAGAAAAGGCAGUUGAGCAGCUCAACGAGUAUGCUCAGUCUUUUCAGCGCGAUCUUACGUUUUCAUUGGACGAAGACCUGGAUCGCACAAUUGUUCGCGUAGUGGAUCGAACCACUCAAGAAGUGAUCCGUCAGAUUCCUAACGAGACCGCCCUGCGGCUGGCACGGAAUUUGAAUGCCAUCAAUGAGAUGAAACGGGUCGAAGAGAUGGAACAGCUUCAGACAGCUGGUAUCAGUGUCGAAGCAAGACUCCUGACUUCCGACCUGGUCGAAGAUAUCAUCGCUGCUGAAAGGGAAGGUACUGACCUUCGUCUGGAUGCUAAGCGCGCAGAGUAUGAAGCUAAAAUUUCUGCUUUCGGCGCUGUUCGCAGCGGCAUUGAUGGUCUGUCUGCAGCGGUCCGCGAUUUGGGCAGUUCAACAUCGCUGUUAACCAAUGUCGUUACUUCCAGCAACGAAAACGCGAUUACAGCAAGCGCCAGUGCGACGGCUAAGCCAGGCAUCCAUACCGUUGAAGUGUUAGCCACAGCUCGAGCGCACACGCUUACCACCGGGCGAUAUGAUUCCAUAGACAGCGUGAUUGGCAGUGGCACUAUAGACGUCAGAUUUGGUGCAACUGCGUUUGUGAACGGUAGUUACGACAAUUUCACUGAAAACCCUGAUCGAGCUUCUGGCCAGAUCGUCAUCGAUAGUUCUAACAACACCGUGAGUGGCGUUCGAGACGCGAUUAACGCUGCAGAUCUUGGUGUGGUGGCCUCAAUUGUUAACGACGGUGAGGGUUUUGUGCUGGUACUGACAUCUGAUCGUACCGGUGAAAACCAAUCCAUGGAACUGACCGUAACUGAAGAUACGCCUGCCGGUUUGACGGCGCUGGAUUUCAAUCUGGCGAACAACACGCCGGGUACCAAUAUGACCCAGACCGUUGAUGCUGACGAUGCCAUUGUCGUCAUUGACGGUAUUACGGUUUCCAGAGAAACCAAUACGAUUAACGAAGUUAUUCCCGGUGUCACAUUUUCGGCGCUUGGCAACAACGCCGGGGCGCCCGCAACAAUAUCAAUUAAUCAGGAUACUCAAGCUGUCAGCGAAAAGAUGCAGGCCUUUGUUGAUGCGUACAAUUCCAUUAAAACGCUGACCGAUGACCUGACUGAUUUUGACGAAGAGAAAGGCAUCGGUGCGUUGUUAACGGGUGAUUCAACCGUACGUACCCUGAUGUCGCAGUUACGCCGCUUCAUGUCACGCAGUGUCAUGGAGGUAGAGUCAAAUUCACUGCGCGCUCUGGUAGACCUGGGUAUUUCUACCAAUCAGAACGCGGGUUUCCAGCUUCAGUUUGAUUCAACUCAGUUUGCUCAAACGCUGUCAGCCAAUCCAUCCGAUGUUUCAGCAUUGCUAGCAGACCAGCGCCGCAGUUCGGAUAACCAGAUUGCGUUUGUCGGAUUCCAAUCUGCCACCCAGGCAGGCAGCUAUAUCGUAGAUAUCCAACAAUCAGCUACUCAGGGAGCUUUAAGCGGUGUCAGUGUUGCCGGGCUCGACAGCGCAAUCAUCAUCGACGAUGAAAAUGACAAUUUAUCGAUUACCGUGGAUGGGGUGAGUAGUGGCGCCAUUACGCUGGCUCAGGGCAGUUAUGCAGACGGUGCUGAACUUGCUGUCGAACUCCAGACGCAGAUCAACCAGGAUGCCGCGUUAAGAGCCGCUGGUGCAACGGUUGAUGUCAGCUAUGACGUGGACAGCCAGGCGUUACAAAUUCGUUCAACUUCUUUUGGCAGCAGAUCAACAAUCGGUAUUGAUAGUGUAGAUACAAAUACAGUUGCCCAACUGGGCCUAUCUGUUGUUGAUGCCACGGCCAACGUGGGUACCGAUGUGGAAGGCACGGUCAAUGGUAUCCAGGGUAACGGCGCUGGUCAGUUUUUAUCGAUACCCAAUGGACCUGUACCUGCAACGUCCGGUUCCUAUAAUGGUUCAGUGCUCUCAUCUUUUGAAUCAGGUCCGUUGACAAUCGAUGGCAGCAAUGGAAGUUUCCGUGUGAACAUAGACGGCUUUCAAUCAGGCGAUAUUGUUCUAUCUCCGGGCGAAUACGCAACGCCAGCUGAGCUUGCAGCGGAAAUGACGAGCCAGGUCAAUGCCGACGCAUUGCUACUCGCUGGAGAGGUGACGGCCACUGUUUCCUAUGAUGCUGCCAACAAUCGAUUCGAAAUUUCUUCAGACAGUACCGGUCCUUCAUCAACCGUUAACGUCACCUCCGUCAGCGCGGGUGUAGUUUCUGAUCUCGGAUUAACGGUUGGACUGGGCACUGCUGGUCGGCCGGCUGCUGAAACAGCUGACCCGGCAGCAGGCAUACAGCUGAGGGUGCAGGGUGAAGCAGUGGGUGAAAGGGGUACCGUUACGCUGGUGCGUGGUGUGAUGAAUCAGAUUGAUUCCUUUCUAGAUCAGUUCAUUACGUUUGGUGGCUCGUUAGCGAAUAAGCUUGAUUCUCUGGAAGGCCAGGUCGAAGCCGUUGAUGACGAAGCUACCGAUUUUGCUAAGCGUAUGGAUCUGCUUGAAGCGCGCCUGCGUACUCAGUUUGCUGCAGCGGAUGCGCUAAUUUCUACCUUGGACAACACGUCACAAUUUUUAGAUCGGCAACUUUCGAGCCUGCCUGGAUAUUCGCGCGAGUCGAAUUAA
Symbiodinium necroappetens is the source of this 10386-nucleotide messenger RNA. The record is from the annotation of a GenBank genome assembly. Lineage: Eukaryota; Dinophyceae; Suessiales; Symbiodiniaceae.